CCCCGCCCAGCCUCGGGGUUGUCGCGGGCGCCGGAGCGGAGGAGCUGCAGCCUGGGCCCGGGCGGGAAAGGGGACGCGAGCGGAGCGUGUGCCGCGACUGCGCGGCGGGUGACAGGGGUCUGCUAUAAAAUGGGACUUCUGAUUAUAUUCAUUGGACUGUGGCUGCUUUCCUCAGUAAAAGCAGAUUCAAAAGCCAUUACAACCUCUCUUACAACAAAAUGGUUUUCUACUCCAUUGUUAUUGGAAGCCAGUGAGUUUUUAGCAGAAGACAGUCAAGAGAAAUUUUGGAAUUUUGUAGAAGCCAGUCAAAAUAUUGGAUCAUCAUAUCAUCACGGUACUGAUUAUUUCUAUUAUCAUGAAAUACUGGAAGCUGCAUUUGAAUUUCUGACACCUCUACAGCAGAAUUUGUUGAAAUUUUGUCUAUCUCUUCGUUCCUACUCGGCUACAAUUCAAGCCUUCCAGCAGAUCGCUGCUGAUGAACCUCCACCAGAAGGAUGUACUUCAUUUUUUUCAGUGCAUGGAAAGAAGACUUGUGAUUUUGAUACCCUUGAGACUCUUCUACUAACAGCGUCUGAAAGGCCCAAGCCUUUAUUGUUCAAGGGAGAUCACAGAUAUCCCUCUUCUAAUCCUGAAAGUCCAGUGGUGAUUUUCUACUCUGAGAUUGGCUAUGAAGAAUUUUAUAAUUUCCACCUCCAACUUAAAUCAAAAAGCAAUGCAGGCAAAAUCAAUUACAUACUCAGACACUAUAUAUCUAAUCCCAGGAAGGAACCUGUUUAUCUCUCUGGCUAUGGUGUGGAAUUGGCUAUUAAGAGCACUGAGUACAAGGCCAAGGAUGAUACUCAGGUGAAAGGAACUGAAGUAAAUACCACAGUGAUUGGUGAAAAUGAUCCUAUUGAUGAAGUUCAAGGAUUCCUUUUUGGAAAGUUAAGGGACCUGUACCCUAACCUGAAGGGAGAAUUGAAAGAGCUCAGAAAGCAUCUUGUGGAGAGCACCAAUGAAAUGGCACCUUUAAAAGUUUGGCAAUUGCAAGAUCUAAGUUUCCAGACUGCUGCACGAAUCUUGGCUGCUCCUGUUGAGUUAGCUUUGGUGGUGAUGAAGGAUCUUAGUCAGAAUUUUCCUACCAAAGCCAGAGCAAUAACUAAAACAGCUGUGAGUUCAGAACUUAGAACUGAAGUGGAAGAGAACCAGAAGUAUUUCAAAGGAACCUUAGGAUUACAGCCUGGAGAUUCGGCACUAUUUAUCAAUGGACUUCAUAUUGAUUUAGAUACACAGGACAUAUUCAGUCUGUUUGAUAUCUUGAGGAAUGAAGCUCGGGUAAUGGAAGGUCUGCAUAGAUUGGGAAUAGAAGGCCUCUCUCUGCACAAUGUUUUGAAACUGAACAUCCAGCCCUCAGAGGCCGACUAUGCAGUAGACAUCAGGAGUCCUGCUAUUUCAUGGAUCAACAACCUAGAGGUUGAUAGCAGAUAUAAUUCAUGGCCUUCUAAUCUACAAGAGUUGCUUCGACCCACCUUUCCUGGUGUUAUUCGGCAGAUCAGGAAAAACUUGCAUAAUAUGGUUUUCAUAGUUGAUCCUGUUCAUGAGACCACAGCAGAACUGAUUAACACAGCCGAGAUGUUCCUUAGUAAUCAUAUACCACUAAGAAUUGGUUUGAUCUUUGUUGUUAAUGAUGCUGAAGAUAUUGAUGGGAUGCAAGAUGCUGGAGUGGCUGUUUUGAGAGCCUAUAAUUAUGUUGCUCAAGUAGUGGAUGAUUUUCACGCCUUCCAAACUUUGACACAUAUAUAUAACAAAGUUAGGACAGGUGAAAAAGUGAAAGUUGAACAUGUGGUCAGUGUCCUGGAGAAGAAAUACCCAUAUGUAGAAGUAAACAGCAUUUUGGGAAUUGAUUGUGCUUAUGAUCAGAAUCGAAAGGAAGCAAGAGGCUACUAUGAGCAAAUUGGAGUUGGUCCACUGCCUGUUGUUCUGUUCAAUGGGAUGCCCUUUGAAAAGGAGCAGCUCGAUCCUGAUGAGUUGGAAACCAUCACAAUGCACAAGAUCCUGGAGACCACCACCUUCUUCCAGAGAGCAGUGUACUUGGGUGAAUUAUCCCAUGAUCAAGACGUGGUAGAAUAUAUCAUGAAUCAACCAAAUGUUGUUCCACGAAUCAAUUCUAGGAUUUUGACAGCAGAGCGAGAAUAUCUGGAUUUAACAGCAACUAAUAACUUUUUUGUGGAUGACUAUGCUAGAUUUUCUGUCUUGAAUUCCCAAGAGAAGACUGCUGCUAUAGCCAAUAGUAUGAAGUAUCUGACAAAAAAAGGAAUGUCCUCCAAGGAAAUCUAUGAUGAUUCUUUCAUUAGGCCAGUAACUUUUUGGAUUGUCGGGGAUUUUGAUAGACCUUCUGGAAGGCAAUUAUUGUAUGAUGCUAUUAAACAUCAGAAAUCCAGUAACAAUGUUAGAAUAAGCAUGAUCAAUAAUCCUAGUGAAGAGGUGAGCUCUGAAAACUCUAAAAUCUCCAGAGCAAUCUGGGCAGCUCUCCAGACGCAGACCUCCAACUCUGCUAAGAACUUUAUCACAAAAAUGGCUAAAGAGGAAACUGCAGAGGCCCUGGCUGCAGGAGCUGACAUUGGGGAGUUCUCUGUUGGGGGCAUGGAUUUCAGACUUUUUCAAGAGGCCUUUGAGUUCUCCAAAAUGGAUUUCAUUUUGUCUCAUGCCAUGUACUGCAGGGAUGUUCUGAAGCUGAAGAAGGGACAGAGGGCAGUGGUCAGCAAUGGACGGAUCAUUGGGCCCCUGGAGGAUAGUGAGCUCUUUAAUCAAGAUGAUUUCCACCUCCUGGAAAAUAUCAUCUUAAAAACUUCAGGACAGAAAAUCAAGUCUCAUAUUCAACAACUUCGGGUAGAAGAAGAUGAGGCUAGUGACUUGGUAAUGAAGGUGGAUGCUCUCCUGUCAGCUCAACCGAAAGGUGAUACAAGAGUUGAGUACCAGUUUUUUGAAGACAAGCACAGUGCAAUUAAAUUGAGCCCAAAGAAAAGGGAGACAUACUUUGAUGUCGUGGCUGUCAUUGACCCUGUCACCAGAGAAGCACAGAGACUUGCCCCAUUGCUCUUGGUUUUAACUCAGCUGAUCAACAUGAAUUUAAGAAUAUUUAUGAACUGCCAAUCAAAACUUUCUGAUAUGCCUUUGAAAAGUUUUUACCGUUAUGUAUUAGAACCAGAAAUUUCUUUCACGUCAGAACAUAGCUUUGCCAAGGGUCCAAUAGCAAAAUUUUUGGACAUGCCGCAGUCUCCUUUGUUCACUCUGAAUUUGAAUACCCCUGAGAGCUGGAUGGUAGAGUCUGUCAGAACACCAUAUGAUCUUGAUAAUAUUUACUUAGAAGAGGUGGACAGUAUAGUGGCUGCUGAAUAUGAGCUGGAGUACCUGUUACUAGAAGGUCACUGCUAUGACAUCACCACAGGCCAACCCCCACGAGGACUGCAGUUUACAUUAGGAACUUCAGCUAACCCUGUCAUCGUGGAUACCAUUGUUAUGGCCAAUCUGGGCUACUUCCAGUUAAAAGCCAAUCCAGGCGCUUGGAUUCUCAGACUAAGGAAGGGACGUUCUGAAGAUAUUUACAGAAUUUACAGCCAUGAUGGUACAGAUUCUCCUCCUGAUGCCAGUGAAGUUGUUGUUGUCCUCAACAACUUUAAGAGUAAAAUUAUUAAAGUGAAGGUUCAGAAGAAGGCAGAUAUGGUGAAUGAAGAUUUGCUGAGUGAUGGAACUAAUGAGAAUGAAUCUGGAUUUUGGGACUCCUUUAAAUGGGGCUUUUCAGGAGGACAGAAGACUGAGGAUGUGAAACAAGAAAAAGAUGACAUCAUCAAUAUUUUCUCUGUUGCAUCUGGUCAUCUCUAUGAAAGAUUUCUUCGCAUAAUGAUGCUCUCAGUACUGAAGAAUACCAAGACUCCUGUGAAAUUCUGGUUCUUGAAGAAUUAUUUGUCCCCCACAUUUAAGGAGUUCAUACCUUACAUGGCAAAUGAAUACAACUUCCAAUAUGAGCUUGUUCAGUACAAAUGGCCCCGAUGGCUUCAUCAACAGACUGAAAAGCAACGUAUCAUCUGGGGUUACAAGAUACUCUUCUUAGACGUGCUUUUUCCACUAAUUGUUGACAAAUUUUUGUUCGUGGAUGCUGAUCAGAUUGUACGAACAGAUCUGAAAGAGUUAAGAGAUUUCAAUUUGGAUGGUGCCCCGUAUGGUUAUACUCCUUUCUGCGAUAGCCGAAGAGAAAUGGAUGGAUACCGGUUCUGGAAAUCAGGAUACUGGGCCAGUCACUUAGCUGGACGAAAGUAUCAUAUCAGUGCACUUUAUGUCGUGGAUUUGAAGAAAUUUAGGAAAAUAGCUGCUGGUGACAGACUCAGGGGACAGUACCAAGGUCUGAGUCAGGAUCCUAAUAGCCUUUCAAAUCUGGAUCAAGAUUUGCCCAAUAACAUGAUCCAUCAGGUGCCAAUUAAGUCCCUCCCUCAAGAAUGGCUUUGGUGUGAAACAUGGUGUGAUGACGCCUCUAAGAAAAGAGCGAAAACCAUUGAUUUGUGUAAUAAUCCAAUGACCAAAGAGCCCAAACUGGAAGCUGCUGUUCGAAUUGUCCCAGAAUGGCAGGACUAUGAUCAAGAGAUCAAACAGCUACAGAUCCGUUUUCAGGAAGAGAAAAAAAAGGGAGCAUUAUAUAGAGAGACAACAAAAGAGCCAAGUCAAAAAGGACCUCAGACACGUGAAGAAUUAUGAUCUCCUGAAGAGGAUAGGAAAUGACACUAUUUGAAAAACAGUUUUUAUAUUAAAUGCUAGUUUUUUCUGAUUUGUCUAAUACAACUGCUGAUAAACUGGCUGGGCAGGUAGGUGUGCCACACCUUUUGAUUCUGAGCAUUUGAUUUUGGCAUUGGCACACCAGUGGACUCUGGAUCAUUGGGGUUAAAGCUCUAUGGGAUUUGUACCUCAGAGGAAGAAAAUGGCUGAUCCUUUGGGACUCUGUAAAGAGCAGUCUUCUCACCAGAUAAAGUAGCAAAGGAAACUGGAAGAAAGUGAGUCCUGUGGUGCCCACACCCAUGAGCAAGCAGGUGCCGGGCUAGGAAGGAGGUCGUCAGCUGGAGCCACCAUUUUCUUCUUACCUCAAUUCACUGGCCUGGAGCUCAGUCUGCAGCUGGCACACCGGUGUGGGUGUGCCCUCUGUGGGGCCUGCAGGAGCUUGAUCCAAGGUUCAUACACUUCAAGGUUUCAGCCAGUGCUCUUGGGUCCUUUUUGCAUUCUCUCCCAAGCAUUAUGCUCAUUGUUGAAAUGAAACGUAACCAAUAAUCAGUUGUCUUCAGGGUUGGCUUGGGGCAAAUUAAAUUUGGGACAGGAUCAGGGGGUGGGUUGGAAUGAGGGUAGGCAAAAUACUAGGAUUAGGAGGGCUCUGGGGCCCAGUGGGGGGAAGUGAAGAAGAUUAGAAAUUGGUUCUUUUAAAAAUAGCAUCCAUUUGUGACUCAUUUGAGAGGAAAACAUUACUUUUAUUCCCCACCCAACCAUGGCAAACUUUUUAGGUAAUCGUUUUGUAAACAAUUUUUCUAUUUUGAAAGUCUGUGCUUUUUCUCCCCAUUUUCUAAAAAAAAAAAAGAAAAAAAAACCAAAACAAAACCGUCCAUUAUGGAUUUCCUUACUGGAUACAGCCAUAGUAAACCCUCAGGUGAUCUAACUUAGAGGGCUCAGGGCUCCCAGGAAGGUCACCACAUCAUUUGCCUUCUCCUCUGUAGAAUUUUCUCUCUCAGACCCAGGGGAGAGUGACUUUCCUCUACAAAAUCCCCCCAACCCCCACCCAGCUCUGAGACAGGAGAUAUUUUGACUGUCUAAUUCAGUUUUUUCUAGACACUGUUCUAUCUUUUGGUUUUGCGCUGUGGGCUGCCUUUGGCUUGUGGAAAUAGCUGUGCUCCGCCCGUUCUGAUUCCACAUGCAAAGCACCACUAGCUCAUUAAGUCAUUACAUUUUGCCUUUUACUUCUGUAGUCCAGAGUAGUCCUUCUCGGGAAGCCCUUGCUGCUGCAGUGCCUGAGGACACCCACAUGGAGUCUUCUGUGAGAUUUUGCCUGCGUGGGUUGAGACUCCAGGCCCUGCCCUCCACCUGCUCAGGCUGAAGGGAGAGCACUCAUGGGCUGUGCCUCCUAAUGUAUGGAGUUCUUGUCUUUCAUGUUGUGCUUGCUUUUUAAAAAUAUGAAGAGGGGGUGCAAAUGGAUAGCUGUUACCCCACUCUUUGAAAAGACUGAUUUACAUUCUUUUUUAAAAAUACCAGUCUUACCACAGAUAUCAAGUAAUGUAUUUUUUUCUAAUUCAUGCACAAAAUAUUGCUUAGGAGUCUCCCAGUCAUACUGACCAGGAGCUUUUGAAUUUGCUUUCUUAAAUUCCAUUAAAAAUUAGGGAGAGGGCUCAAAGGAUAAUUAGAUAAAUGGCUAAAAAGCUCCUUCAGAAUAAUUGCUCUUGAAAAAGAUUGUAGUAUGACCAACCUCCCACCCUCUCACUUCCUCCUGCCCUUUACCAGUCAGAGAAACUGAAGGUAUAGGGUCAAUGGGAGGGAAAACAUUUGCUCAGCUUCAUCUUAGACUUAGUUAAGCCUUAGGUUUCUACUGCUGGCGCUUCUGUCUACAACCAUGGACAGACUUGUGCAUUUUCCCAGAUUAUUUCCUGGGAGGUUGAGCAGGAAAUACUAAAGUCACUGGAUAUGCUGUUAAAAUGCUGGUUCCCUUGGGAUAUGGAACUGGUCACCUUUCUCCAUGUCUUCCUGCCAGAUCUUUCAUGCAUAUUCCGUGUAAGGAAGGUGCCAUGUGAAACCUGUUUUCUGUGUAGUUUGUAUGUCCUCAUUGCCCCUUUUUGUCACCACUGAAAUGUCAGUCUUAUUCAUAGUGAAAUCUAAAUUUACAAGACCCAAUUGCUUCUAGAAUGACCUAAGAUCCUCCUCUUGCCAGUAAUUCUCGGUUCAAGUGGCAUAAAGCUCUAAUGCUCUAGGAAAUAGUUACAUCUAAGAGCUGUUCUUGGUCACUCUUCUCUACUACAUGAAAGCAAGUUGUGACUGAAAAA
Molecule: messenger RNA, 7043 nt
Organism: Condylura cristata (star-nosed mole)
Lineage: Eukaryota; Metazoa; Chordata; Mammalia; Eulipotyphla; Talpidae
Gene: UGGT1
Product: UDP-glucose glycoprotein glucosyltransferase 1
Exons: 41
Coding region: 130-4728 (1532 amino acids)
Cellular component (GO): endoplasmic reticulum
Molecular function (GO): UDP-glucose:glycoprotein glucosyltransferase activity
Source: RefSeq, a predicted model, not a curated record